AUGCACGAGCUCUUUCUCACAGCACACAUCGGCAAUGAUGCCCUUCACAGAGCCGUCCGGAUCCUCCAAGGCUAUUGUGCCAUGCAACCCCAACAUCACUUGUAUCGUCGGUUGAUGUUCGAGGGCCCAAAGGCCCGCACUAACCUGAAAGGCCUUGACCCUGCGUUUAUCAUGAGCCAACCCCCGGCAAAGAUCAACUUAUGGCGAGGCCUGCAUGAGCAGCUUCUCCGACAAUCAUAUGUCAUUACGUUGAUAUAUGAGGUCGACGGAAAGGAUUUCGGCAAAGCUCCUACGGAAGAACCUGGACAGGAUGUGAAAUUAGAUGACCCGGCACGUCAACGCUCGGAUAUCAGACCCGGCACGCUGAGAUGGAAUGAGCUUCCCGACCCAGCCGGCACCCGGCCAGUGAACACUAGGUUGAUGUUGCAGAUCGAUAAUGAAAGAGACUUAAUUACAACCACGCAGUCUCAAUUGGGCUACAGUUUCAGCCGCCAAUUUAUUCAUGAAUGCUACCGAUUCGUCCACGGCAACGCCAUGUUCGAAUUGAGUCGGUAUCUCCAGCUUCCUGAAGAGGGAGAAAGCACACAGCCAGAGGAUUUACUGGGUGCUCUUCCGCCGUUCGAAUCCCUUACUCCAUUCGAUGGGGAGGAUAAGUGGAUCUUGACGAUUAGUGCGAAGGUCCUCAAUGGAAAUGAUCCGGAUCAGAUGCAACAGGGAAUUGGGGAGUUGAUGACGAUAAAAACGGAGUUUGAGGGCUGUUUCGACUUUCAUACUGUGGCUAGGCAUACGCUUGAUACUAGGCUAAAGGUCGAGAAUUGGAUGGGGCAGAUGGUUCUUGUAUCAUAA
Molecule: messenger RNA, 846 nt
Organism: Venustampulla echinocandica
Lineage: Eukaryota; Fungi; Ascomycota; Leotiomycetes; Helotiales; Pleuroascaceae
Exons: 3
Coding region: 1-846 (281 amino acids)
Biological process (GO): regulation of transcription by RNA polymerase II; termination of RNA polymerase II transcription
Cellular component (GO): core mediator complex; mediator complex
Molecular function (GO): transcription coregulator activity
Source: RefSeq, a predicted model, not a curated record